Molecule: messenger RNA, 1570 nt
Organism: Vombatus ursinus (common wombat)
Lineage: Eukaryota; Metazoa; Chordata; Mammalia; Diprotodontia; Vombatidae
Gene: DMAC2L
Product: distal membrane arm assembly complex 2 like
Exons: 5
Coding region: 214-813 (199 amino acids)
Source: RefSeq, a predicted model, not a curated record
GAGCUAACGUUAACGGGUCCCGGAGAGUGAACAGCCGGACCCGCCUUAGAGAUCCGGUUCAGCUUCCCCAUUAUAUAAGUGGAAUCGUGGCCCAGAAAGGAGAUUAAUAUUAAAAAUGGAAUAAAUAUCUUUUUUUUUUUUUUAAGGUUUGCAAAGCACUUCACAUAUGUCCAAUCAGAGCCUCGCCUCUCCACACCCCCGGAAGAUCUCAUUAUGCUAUUUGGAAAAUUUGCACAGCCAUUACACAGCUUAAAGAAAUUUCCAUGCUUCUGUGACCACAGACACUUCUGGGGGUGGUUGAAUGCAGUGUUUAACAAAGUUGAUUAUGAACGAAUAAAGGAUGUUGGUCCAGACAGGGCAGCAUCUGAAUGGCUUUUGCGUUGUGGAGCAUUGGUACAAUACCAUGGUCAAGAAAAAUGGCAGAAGGACUACAAUCAUCUUCCCACUGGUCCUUUAAACAAAUACAAGAUAAAAGCAAUUGAUGCUACUGACUCUUGUAUUAUGAACAUUGGAUUUGACUACCUGGAGGGCCUAGAACAUGUGGAAAAAAUAAAACUCUGCAAAUGUCAUUAUAUUGAAGAUGAGUGUUUGCAGAGGCUUAGUCAAUUAAAGAACUUACAGAAAAGCAUUUUACAGAUGGAAAUCAUUUCCUGUGGGAAUGUCACAGAAAAGGGCAUUAUUGCAUUGCAUCACUUCAGAAACCUUCAGUAUUUGCUAUUACAAGACCUUCCAGCAAUAACAAACCUAGAAGAGAUUGAUCGUAUCUUUCGGCAUUCAUUACCUUCUCUGCAGUUAAAAUUAAACCUAAAGUAAAAAAAAAACCGAAAAGCAUUAAUAGUAGUGUUUACUUCAGCAGUUCAUUUGUAAGCUAUGAAUAGGCUGAGCAAAAACAUGUAAGGACUUGUAUCUUUUGAAACUGCUGCUUUUAAGAGAAUAGAAUUUACAAGUUAGACACAAGUUAUUAAUAGAACAACAUUGAUUCACUUUAGGAAUUUUUAGUGCAGUAAAAGGGAUGCCAGGUCUGUUGUAUACAAAAAUUCAAAGCACUCGGUAAAGUUAUUGAUUUGAAAGUGAGAAUUUAUAUACAUAAAAUGAUUUUAUUCAAGAAAAGUGCAAAAAAGCACUUACAUACUAAUAAUAUAUUUCUCAAAGAAGCUAUAAAACUGUUCACAAUGUUAUUAAAAAUAUAAUAUAGCUGCUCCUUAUUUUGCAUUUCAAUCAUUUGAAUUUCAUCAUAACAGCUUGUUAGAAUUUGAUGUUAAGUUCCACACUUAGAGGAUUUUGAAGUGGUACUGUAAAUUUCUCCAAGCCAUUGAACAAUGUAUGGUCUGCUGUUUUUCUUAGCAUGCAUUUUAUACUACAUGCAUCAAAUCAUUCUGAUCACGGUCAUUUGUAUGGGGUUUUUCGUGUUAUUUUGACUUCCAUUGCCCUUUGUUCCACCCACACUUUUAGAAUAUGAAUAAUCACCUAUUUGUUGUAAACAGGACUUUCUUUAAGAAAUAUGUACCUGAGUAGCCAAACAUCCAAAUAUCUCAAAAUAAAUAAAAAGGUAACUAUCAUGAAGUUUAAA